Pocillopora meandrina is the source of this 5793-nucleotide messenger RNA. The record is from the annotation of a GenBank genome assembly. Lineage: Eukaryota; Metazoa; Cnidaria; Anthozoa; Scleractinia; Pocilloporidae.
AUGUGGUGGAAACAGCCAAGAUAUACUCUUUGGGGAAGUACAAAAACAAAUAAAGGAUUGAAGUUGAAGUAUGUUAGUUGAGAAUUUAAGUGUUCAAUUUAUAAGAUGAUGUAGUUGAGUUUUUACCAGUUCUCCAUAUGGAUGACUAAAAUCCCUUCAGUUUGUUGUGAACUUUUCCUCUCUAAAAUAAUGUUACAAGAAAUAAAGGUUAAUGGUUCUCUCUUCCUUUUACUCAAUAGACAUGGCAACCAGGAAAGGGUGUUUAGAUUAGAGUUUGUGUCAAAUCAGAGAUUCACAGAAACGGAAUUUGCCAGGUGGAAAGAAGAGGUAACUUAGGGUCAAUCUCUCCAUUCUUUUUCAGGCAACUUACUUAAUUUUACCAUCAUGUUGAACUUUUGGGGCAACUUCAAAUCAUGUUUAUCUGACUCCAACUUCCACUUGACAGUUGGAUUGUGGGAAGGUGACAAAGGACAAUCGGUGAUGCAUGCCCCUCUCCUUUAGGAACUGCUGUGUAGCCACGGUGCCGUCAGGUGGCACAUUCAUUUGGGAUGUCAUAGGUGGCAAAAGUACAUUGCAGACACUCUAUCAGGCCAUUAGAGCCCUCCUGUCCAAGUUUGAGUUUCCCUCAGAGUUACACUAGGGGUAUGUGACCAAAAAUUUGCAAACACCUGCUUUGCAGCAAAGGCGGGCAUAUUAUUGAGGUGCACCCAAGCAACCAUUGUGCUUUUUCUCCCGUACAGUGAGUUUCCUAAUUGCUUCCAUCACCUCAAGGGCAGUCAUAGAACAUAAAACAAGAACAAUGUGGUCUGAUAAACUAGUACCAGGCCCCUAUUGUGCAUAUAAAACUUAGUGUCCAGUCCUCAUUAUGUAGUUGUGUUCUUCUCUUAAAGAUGUAUGAAAAAACUAAAAUACGUUAAUUUAGUUUCAAUAAAGCAGGAACAGUAAUAAACUGUAAUAAAAAAUAAAACAAUUCCUCCUUUGUUGUUCUUUUACGUUUGCCUUUUAAUGAUGUGAAUGAUUCUAUUUGUCAUUUAUGAACAGUGUGAAUCUCAUGACAUUCCUUUACCAACACUUGAGGAGGUGGACACCAAAGCUAAACAAUUCAAUGAAGCACAGCAUUACAUGUAUAAUGAAGAGGAUAUUGACAAGGUAUGAAAACUAAGAGAGACUAGCUUAACCCUUUAACUCCCAGAAGUGAUUAACAUGUAAAUUCUCCCUUUAAUAUCCAUAUGUUAUCCAGCAAACAGGUAUUGAGAAUACUCAAACUCAUCAAGUAGGAGGUUUCAUCUUGAUCUAACACCAAAUUCAUGUCUUCCCUCUAAAGGGUAUACUCUGCACUCAGUAAUUCAACAUAAUUAUUUAUAACAACAUUGGUAACUUUUUUUUGAGCACAGUACUUUGGAUUUACUAGAAAUUUCCACCUUGCUUUAAAUUUAGGCUUUUGUGUGACAAAAAUUUGUCAUCAUUUUUUGUUUCAUAAACCAAGACAGUGCUUAAUUUAUGGUCUUUUUAUUUGCUGCACUGAUGACAGAUUGUUGCAGAGAAACAGAAAUUCAGGAAAACACCCUUUAAUUACGCUCAGAAGAAGAAUCAUUUAAUGCGAUCAAAGGUUUGUAAAAUAUCUAUUAAAAACUUUUAGUACAAGUAGCUCAGUCACAUUCAAACACCAAGUUAAACUCAUCAAGAAAAGAUGACUUUGGGAGACUUGGGAAGGAGGGAGCUUAGUUUUAAAAGGUAGCCAUGGUAAACAUGUGGGUAUAACCAAUCAGAACCAUCACAGUGAGUGAUUCAGUGGGAAAGAGCAAUUUUCAAUAAAGUGUCAAAAGUAAUCCAGAAUUGCUUUGUCUAUACUUUACUUCUACCACUGACUUCCUUAAUCAGUCAUAAUCAAAACUAAAAUCAAUCAUAACUUGGUCAUGUCCAUUUUCCUGAGCUCCAGGCAGUUUGCUUGAUUUUAUUUCAUGUUCUUAUUGGCUCUUCAAGAUAUUUUCCUGGUUAUGAUUGGCUGCUGUGAUUGUAUUGGUUUUCAUUUUAGUUUUACAACAACCAAUUGAAAAUCACCAUACAUACUGAAUCUCACAAUAACCUACAUUGUGGGUGCAAGGAGUCAGAGAACAUUCUGCUGGCUGGUUUUUACCAUGAAUUUGGGAUGAUCCAUAAAGAUUAGGCAAGGAAAGCUAAAUUAUCUAAUUCCAUGUAUCUUCCUCUCUGAUCUCAAUGGUCACCUUGCACAAUAUCUGCCUGACAGUCACAGCCAGUCAUAAGUUGAUAUUCACAAGUGAAGUGAUGUGGAAGGAAUGAUUUUCAUAAUAAUUUUAUCUCAUUUAAUUUACUUUUGAUGUAAGGGAAUGAUGUGAAUUUGAUUUCUCCAUAGUAGUGCUUGUUUUGUAAUCGUUUUCACUGCAUGCAAACAAGGAAAAGUGGGUUAACAGCACUUAUUUAUUUUCUUUUAUGGGUAACAGGAAAUAGCAGAACAGAAGGGGAACUUGGAAGAAGCAGAAAAAUUGCGUGGUGAACUGGAUGACUUGGAAGAGAAAGCACAACAACUUGACAAAGUGCGGUCUAAAAACCUUAGUGCUAUCAGGUAAAGGGUAACCUUCUGCUGUGUUUUGCAAAUUGAGACAAAACUACCCUGUGUUGUACAUGCAGUUCACUUUUAGUUGUUUGAUUUUGGUUUCUUGCUUUUCAGAGAUUUACAUACUGGUAUUUUGUUGUUUCCUUCAAUUUUGCCUGAUAUUUCAGGCAAUGUUAUUCACCCUAUGUUCAUGCUUCCAAUUUUAACUUUCAUUCACAAAUUAUGUAGAGCCUGCACAACCACUUUUUGAAAAACCAGCCCAAUACCUUAGGGUGGAUGUCCUUAAGUUAGUCUAAAGGAUAGGAUGUUACAUCAAAAUAUAUUCUUAGCUUCUUCUUGAGAUGAGUGUCAUGGGCAUUAAUUCAGGGUCCCUGUGUACCUAGACAAAGUUCUAUUACCUUUUGAAGAGUUUUAUUGAUUUGUUUCUUGUUAAAAUUCUAUAGUUCAUUGUUUAUCUUUUCAUCUUUUUAAUUUCCUCAUGCUUUUACCAGUAGCUCAUCUCAUUGCAAUCUGUUUCCACUUGCAGUUACAUCAAUGAAAGAAACAGAAAGAGGAAUAUUGUGGAGGCUGAAAAAGCUGCAGCUGUAAGAUUACUGUAGUUUUAUAUUUUUAUUGCUUGGAUUCUGUAAAAUAAGUUAGUGCAGUUUUCAUAAGCUGAUGGUGAAUCAUGUACAGAUGAUGAUGAUGAUGAUGUUACAGAUACUGUUAAGAAAAAAAAUGUGAAUUAUCUGUUCUCUUUUUCCAAGAAGCAUCUUUUAACCUUUUAACUCCCAAGAGCUGAUUGUUGAUUCUCCCCUCCAGCUGCUAUAUAUUUUGGUGUAAAUUAGUAAAGAGAAUACUGUUGUCUCCCUGUUAAGUUUAGUGAUUCCAAUUACCUGUUUUCUGGAUGAAGUAUGAAUAUUAUAACAAGGAGUAACAUGUUUAUUACUUCUGGGACUGUUAAGGGUUAGCAGAAAACACUAAGGGUGAUUGGGGUUUAAAAUUUGUAAUCCUCCUUUCAAGUCUCUCUUGGCGUGAACACCUUUAAAACUGAUAACUUUUUCACAACUAUUAAUCCACUCCAAUCAGGAAGAAAUGAAUGUGGAACAAAAAGCUGAUCCAUUCACAAGACGGAAAACCCUUCCUCAACUUGUGUCUAUGGUGAGUCAAACUCUGUAAAAAUUAUGACACAUCAAGACAACAUGAAUUGAACCUGUUGAAUGCCACGGAGCCAUACCUUAAACUGUUUUAGACCUAAAAAAUUUGCAUGAAAGGUUGCACUGUACAUCCAAACUUGAUAUACAUUCUUUCUGUAGAGCUGAUUUCACCAAGUUGUCUACCUUCUUGUGAAAAGACUUGUGAAAUGUCAAUUGUACUUUUAAAUUCUUGGGUUUAUGCAAACCUGCUUUUAUAUUCAGGCUAAUAGAACCAUUCCAAGUUCUGUUACACAAGCACAAAAUGGAGCAAAUACUGAAGGGGCAGCUUCUUCUUCGAUGCCCCAAUCCACCAGCACUGAUGGAGUAAGUGUUGAUAUUUUUUAUUUUGCCACUUUUAUAGUGUAAUGUAGCAGCCCUUUACACUCUAACAUCAGUAUGCUGAUGUUAUCUCCAUACUGUUCUCUAUACAUUUUCCAGCUGCUGAAAAGGAGAAUUUAUUUUACAAUUAGGAGCUUCUUUGGGUGGUGAUCAUUUCCUUUAUUUAUGACCAUCAUACUGUAAUCACUCUGUCUUGUAAAUAUGCUGUUAUUUAUUGCUGUGUUCUGAAGCUUUAACUGACACUAUAUACCAUGUAGACAUACUUUACAAUUAUUGGAAGAAUUUUGGUAAGAUUGUUUCCUAAUGAUUUGCUUCAUCUUUGUUGCAGGCUUCAUCAUCAAGCCAACCAACUGAAACAGCUGAUGUAAGUUCAACUCGUCCUUUACAAUUGUGCAAUAGAAAAACUAUGUGCAUAUCUUGAAUAAAAAAAUGUGAAUGGUGAAUUAAUAAGAGUGGAUUUGAGUUAGUUAGUAUGAGGAUACAAUGGACCAUCUCCUCAGUAGUCAGCUCGUUUUACAGAGGGAAGUGACCACAAGAGGUUGCCAUGAGUAAAAGGUUGCAUGGGGGAUGAAAGCACACCCAUUUUUCAAGGGGUAAAACAUUUUUAUUUGCCAAAGAUGGUAAUUAUAGACUGUAAAUAUGACAGAUCCCCCCUAAAAAAAAUUAAGCAUUUAGGAUGCACUUUUAUUAGAAGCUGUGGAGAUGUUGCCUUUGUCAAGGUAUUCAAAUAAGAGAGAAUACAUAGAACAUUUGCCUGGACGACAAAGUUGUUUGUCGAGGCUCAUUGGUUGAGAUACAAUUGACACUAUCAUUUCUCUGUCAUUUUAAUGCAUGUUUUGUUUGAUUUCUAGGUGUCAGAUAUAGAAAGACUUUCACAAAUGCCAUUGGCUGGAGCAGCACCUCAUCCUCCUGAAAGGAAACCUCAGUCAGAGGAUCUGUUUUCGGCACACAACUUUGACAUCACAAUCAAUCUCGACAUUCCUGCCCCUGGAACAGGUGACACACUUUUUUUUAUGACUAUCUACAGUGGAUAUAACAAUUGCUAUAAAAGUGCUUUGAAGUACAGACAUUUUUGGAAAUAUCCAGAGUCAAGUUUAAGUGAUACAUUGGACAAGUAUACACUCAAAGAUAUGUGCUGAGCUAGAUAAAAAUAGAACAGGAAAAUUAUUUGUUCAGGAUUGAAGAAAAACUAGACUCCUCUGUGUUUAUUAUGCUUCUGAAAGAUGUGUAUUUGUCCAAGCUUGGCUGGGUAAUGGCCAAGUUUGUUAUGUAAAGCUUACUUUAUCUGUGACAGAUAGAUGGCAAUUCAGGAAACACGUUUUUGUUCACCUGAAGAAGCCAACCAAAUACCAAAAAAUAUGUUGCAUGAUUACUCAGUCAAUAACCCAUGUAUGGUCAUCAAACUUUGAAACUGUUGAUAAAUUUGAUUAGAGAAAUGAUGGACAAAUAUGGAAGGGACUAUUCCCUUAUCCUCUGCUAGGAUGUCUUGUUUGAGAUCAAGGAAAUGAUUUUUUUUGUAGACAAUUGCUAAAAACUAGGAAGACAGGUUCAACUUUGGAUAAUCAAAGACUUAAACAAAGCCUUCUUUCAACAGAGUCUCGUCCAGUGGUAGUAACUCCAAGACCUGCCAACACCGAAAGGGAUGGAGCACCUAGGAGAUCACUAAACCUUGAAGACUACAAGAAGCGAAGAGGACUGAUAUGA